AGCCGGGCCGGGCCGGGUCGGGCCGGGCCGGGCGGGCCGGGCCGGACCAGCGCUGCACCGGCCCCGGCGCCAUGUGAGCACCAUGGCCCGGCAGAGAGAUCUGGACAGGCUGCUCUCGGACCUGCGGUCCUUCCUGCUCAUCCUGGACCGGGAGAACCUCAGCGCCACGGCCCAGGCCAAGAAGAAGUCGGUGGCCGACCUCCUCCGCAGGCUGCAGAGCCCUGCGUCGGAGGACGCCGAGUACAUGAUCAUGCGCUGCCUGGCGCCGUCCUCGGGGACCGGCAGCCUGCAGGGCCGGGCCAGCCCGCGGCCCCGGCCAGGAUCUGGGACUCCGGAUGCGCUGGGAGGGAGAGCGUGCGAGUGCCCCCCGGCCAGCGCCCCGAGCCCGCCUGGUGGGAGCGAGGCGCCGGGCGUCCUGCCGCACCUCCGGAGCCCGCCGGCCGAGGACUCCUACGAGGAAGCUGAGCCCGUCCGCCCGGGAGGAGACGUCGGCUCCGCAGGCGGCACCGACAGUGACAGCAGCCACUACGAGUCGUACGGGGAGGACGAGGAGUGCGCGAAGGACCGUGCCCACUACCUGCGGUGGCCGCCGGCCGCGGGCCCCGAGGCCGAGCCCCCGGCCCGCCCCGAGGCCCAGCUCUGCGGCUUCCUCUGGAGGAAGCGCUGGCUGGGGCAGUGGGCGAAGCAGCUCUUCGUCGUCAGGGAGCACGUGCUGCUGUGCUUCAGGUGCGCCAAGGACCUGCAGCCGCUGCUGCAGCUGGACCUGCGGGGCUGCCGCCUCGCCUACAAGGCCAAGCCCGGCAAGAGGAUGCAGCACGAGCUGAAGGUGACGGGGACGGCCGGCGAGGCCCUGGUCAUCGGCUUCCAGAGCCGGCAGCAGGCCGAGGACUGGAGGAAGGUGAUGGAAGAAGCGAGCAGCGGUUCUGCCGGCGGGCUGGCGGCCCGCAGCCUCCCGGCAUCGCCCGCCCCGCGGCUCGGCACGGUGAGUCUGGGAAGCCGAGGCGCGGCGGGGCGCGGGGCUGCGCCUCCGAAGCCGAGGGGCGCGGGCACGGCUCAGCCCGCCCCUCUCCUUCCCCAGGCUGCCGCCCCGCGGCUCGGCUCGGCCUCGGACCGCUCGCCGCGGAGCCCGGCCCGCGGCCCGCGGCGCGGGGCCGGGGCCGGCGACGGCGAGCGGGGCCGUCCCCGCGGGGGGGAGCCCGGGGGCGGCGCGGCGGGGCCCGGCGGCUUCCUGGCGGUGCGGCUGAGCGGGCGCUGGCAGCGGCUGUGGUGCGCGGUGCGGCAGGGCGCCCUGCGCAUGUUCGCCGAGCCCGGCGGCGCCCAGCGCCCCGUGUGCGCCGUGCCGCUGGAGGGCUGCGAGGUGACGGCGGGGGGGGCCGCCGCCAGCACCCCCCGGCCCCUCCGCAUCCGCCUGGCCCAGCGGGGCAAGGAGCUUGCCGUGCUGGAGACCCGCUCGGACGAGGAGAGGGAGGCCUGGCUGAAGACCCUGCGGGCCCGGGGAGCAGCGGAGCCGGGCGGCGAGCGGAGCCCCGCGGACAGCCCGAGGCUGGGAGACGCCGGCAGCUGCCCAGCUGCGGGCGGGCUGCUGCUGCGCCGCUUCCCGACCCCCAACGCCUACAUGGACGACCCCUUUGGGCAGCUCCCGCCAGCCGCGUCCCCCGGCCCCGUCUACUCCAACGCGGAGCGGCUGCAGCAGCUGCAGCAGAGCUUGGACUGCGCAGCCCGCAGGCAGCACAGGAGACCCCUGUCCGCUGUGCCCACCGGUGCCUGCAGCAACGCGGCAGGGAGGGCCGUGCCCUCGCAGGCAGCAUCCGCUGCGCCCCGCCUGGGCAAGGCUGCCAGCCAGCAGCGGGUGGAGGUGAGCCCGGAGCUCAAGAACAGGGAUUUCUUCCGGUCCCAGCGCACGCUGACGCUCCCGGAGAGGAAAGGGGCUCGGGACGGCUUGGAUUUCCUCAUCGGGAAGCGAGCGUUCCCCAAGCUGGAGGAGAAGGUGGGCCAGCUGGAGAGGGCCUGCCGCGGGAAGGGCAGGCUCAAAGCCGGCUCCGAGAUGAACCUGCUGGCCAUCGGCAAGUCGCUCAAGGGCCACAUAGCCGCCACCGCGAGCUCGGCCGGCUCCGAGGGCUCUUUCCUCACGCCGCUCCUGCGGCGCACAGCCUCCGCGAAGAGCGCCCUGAAGCGAGCUCCCUCCGCGGUCACCGGCGAAAAGGGGAAGGUGCUGCAGAAGAGGAAGGAGUGGGAGAUGAAGUCUGCUAUGUGACCAGCGCCGCGUCCCCGGGGGCGGCGUCCCCCUCGCGCACCUGCCCUCCCGGUCCGGGCGGCUCUCGGCGCGACACUAACGCUGCACGUGGAUCGU
Molecule: messenger RNA, 2350 nt
Organism: Rhea pennata
Lineage: Eukaryota; Metazoa; Chordata; Aves; Rheiformes; Rheidae
Product: actin filament-associated protein 1-like
Exons: 15
Coding region: 83-2254 (723 amino acids)
Biological process (GO): regulation of interleukin-6 production; positive regulation of DNA-templated transcription; regulation of mitotic cell cycle
Cellular component (GO): cytosol
Molecular function (GO): SH3 domain binding; SH2 domain binding
Source: RefSeq, a predicted model, not a curated record